AUGCCGUUUGAAUUUCUCGAUCAUACCUCCGAUGUCCAGAUCCAUUCAUGGGGCGUGUCAUUUACUGAGGCGUUGGAACAGCAGAUUCUUGGCAUGUACUCGUACAUGGCCGACGGGCUAACUAGUGUUGAUGGCACGUAUAGCAUGGAUUUUGAAGCUACGGGGGAAGACAGGGCCUCAUUGGUUCUUCGUAUUAUGUCUGAAUGUCUUUAUUAUUUCACAUCCGAACCAUUCUUUGUGGCCAAGUCUGUUCGUGUUAUAUAUCAAUCUGAUGAAAAAAUCCAAGUUAGAGCAGAAGGGGAGUCUUUCACGCUAGAUAAGCAUCAGCCCGGUACUGAAGUCAAAGCCAUCACUUACUCCAACUUGCAAAUACUUGAAUCGGAAUCGCGUGUUGAUAUUUUUGUUGUUGUUGAUAUCUAAUUUAAUUUCGAUAAAUUUUAAGGAAAUGAAUAUCAAUGUGGAGAAGAAAGUGAUGAAUCGGAAGCUGAGGCGACAGCGUCGAGGGAACCCUGCAGCUGCCGAAGCCGAUAGUUCUAAUAUUACACAAGAGGAAAUCAUGGCUCAGGAAGUUCCAGCCAAAAAGAUUCGAACUGACCACCCGAAUGAAGAUAACAGCGAGCACGUUGUCAAUGAAUCUUCUGGAGUCAAAUCCUCGAUCCUAACAAAUGUUGAAUUCAAGUCUUUAUGCGGAGAAGUGUGUGAACGUACUCUCUCUAAGCUGGAUGAUAUGGGAUACAAAUACAUGACGGAAAUUCAGAACUUGACGAUCAAGCCGUUGCUCGAAGUUAGUGUUAUUCUUUUUUAUUCAACUUGCAUUUAGGGUCGCGACGUCUUAGGGGCUGCAAAGACUGGAAGUGGCAAGACCCUGGCGUUCCUCAUACCUGCCGUUGAAUUGCUCCUAAAGCUAAAUUGGAAACAGCAUAAUGGAACAGGAGUCGUUAUCAUCUCACCAACCAGAGAACUGAGUAUGCAGACAUAUGGGGUGGUCAGUGAGCUUUUGGAGCAACACACGCAACUUACGCAUGGAUUAGUAAUGGGAGGGGCGAACCGAAAUGCGGAGGCACAGCGAUUACAGAGAGGUGUUGCGGUGCUCGUUGCUACACCAGGAAGAUUAUUGGAUCACUUGCAGGUAAGGUGCAGUCAGACUUAAUUUUUUUUCAUCUAGAAUACCGAGGGAUUUGUUUACAAACAUAUGAAAUGUUUGGUCAUUGAUGAGGCAGACAGGAUAUUGGACAUAGGGUUCGAGGUUGAGAUGAAGCAGAUCUUGAAGUUGUUGCCAAAGAAACGCCAGUCAAUGUUAUUUUCAGCAACUCAGACCUCUAAAGUUGAUGAGCUAAUUAAAGCGGCAUUAAACUCGAAUCCCCUCAGAAUUGGAGUGGAAGAUAAAACCGCUGCUGAGGCUACAGUAGAUGGACUUGAACAAGUAUGAUCUUUUUUUCACUUAUGAAAUAUUUUAGGGGUACGUGGUCUGUCCAUCAGAGAAAAGGUUUAUGUUACUUUUCACAUUUUUGAAGAAGAACAAAAGCAAAAAGAUAAUGGUAUUCUUUUCUUCGUGUGCUUCAGUUAAGUACCACGCAGAGUUGCUUAAUUAUAUCGAUCUUCCUGUGAUGGCAAUCCAUGUAAGUGUUUUAAGGGCAACAGUAAUUUGGUAGGGUAAAAAUUAGGACUCGAUGACGUAACUCACUACAUGUUAAUAUCGAAUUUGUUAUUGUUGAAGGCGUCACCCAAAAACAGGUAGCAUUCAUUUUUUGAGGUGAUGUUUGCACCAUAACUUCCCCCUCAAUGCAUAGAAUCACCCUUGAAAAUUUCGAAUAAUACUAACCGGUGGGACUGGCAUGUAUGCAAGUUUCGUUGCACUGUUAAAAAAAAACCGUUAGAAAGUUGCUCUAGUAUUGCGCAAACAGGAUGUCCAGAGAAAUGUGCCGGAAAUUUUUUGUCGAUUUCUUGGCGCUCAAUCAAGAUAUCAGAAAAAUUCUUUUUGCAGGAUAAAGAAGAAUAUGGGCGGUUUUUUGUGCAAAAGAAUCAUUUUCUCCGCCAGCGCGGAAGGCAGUGUAUUCGGCGGAGACUUUUGAUCGCUUUUUUGAUCAUCGCACCAACUUUAAACGCUUUAUUAUGAACUUUGAUGGUUGAAACAAAUAUAUGUGCAUAUUUUCAUGUUUACCAAGUGUUCGGCGAAGGUAUGGCGGACGCUCGCCGAAUCGGCGGAGGCCAUAACUCAGCUGCGGACAAGACAUGGUCCAACACAAUUCUUAUGGCCUGGCAAGAACACCCUGCUGGCUUCGUAUGCCUUCGAAAAUUUUGUCACCAAGCUUUGGCAGAAGCUAAGCCAUCGGAAAACCACUUGGUGCACCAGAAAACAACAAAAUAUUUUUUGUUCAAGUUUCCUUUUGCCUUGCUGUUUCAAACCUCCGCACGGUGCACUCGGACUUUAUCGGUGUUGCAGCGACAGGCUGCACCGUGCAGUCGCUAUAUGGGAUUGCAUUGCGAUGUCACUGUCUGUGUAAUUUAUUCCGUCAAAAAUUUGAAGACUUUCCGGAAGUUUCAGCAUCAUAAUAUAGCGUUUAAAAUUGGUGUGAUGGCCAAAAAAGCGAUCAAAAGUCUCCGCCGAAUACACUACUUUCCGCGCUGGCGGAAAACAUGAUUCUUUCGGGCAAAAAACCGCCCAAAUUCUUCUUUAUCCUGCAAAAAGAAUUUUUCGGAUAUCUUUAUUGAGCGCCAAGAAAUCGACAAAAACUUUCCGGCACAUUUCUCUGGACACCCUGUAUAACAAGGGAAGUACUUCUUUAAUUUUUUAAGGGUGCCUGUAGGCCCAAGUAGAGGAGAGUGGUGGCCCAAACUUCCUCCAAACCGUGAUUUUGGAUGCACACACGUCGGGCAUAGACUAAACAUCAAAUUUUGAAAGUUUUGGCUCGCGCUUUGCAGGCGCCGCCGAGAUAUUGAAUGAUCUUUGCCGCCGAGAGAGUACGCUAAACGCGGAGAUCGGUCAUAAAGAAAAACACUUUCCCGUCAUAACUUUGCUAGUUUCGUGCGGAAAAGAAUUAAUUUCUUGUGCAAACUUACGGGGUAAACAGGUAUGAAACUUUUCGUGCCGAAAUUCGGCAAAAAUUCUUAAAUUUUCGCCGAAUCUCGGUUUUUUCUGCAAAGCGCGAGCUGGGGUUUAGAAAAAAAUAUUUUAACUUUGUGGUAAGUUACAUCAAAAUCUGAGCGUCGCACUGGGGAGACUUCCCCUGUUAGUUAGAAUAACAUUGGAUUUGCAACUAAGUGUUAAAACAUGUAGCAAAGGUGGAUAACUCCACCAAAUUGUUGCGGUCGCCGGGCGACAACGGAUUGUAGUCCAGCACAGCAUUUCAAAUAGUUUAUCAUAUUUUUUAGGGGAAACAGAAGCAACAAAAACGGACAUGUACCUUCUUCCAGUUUUGUCAAGCCAAGUCCGGAACUUUGUUAUGUACUGAUGUUGCGGCCAGAGGAUUAGAUAUUCCUCAAGUUGAUUGGAUUGUCCAAUAUGAUCCUCCAGAUGAGCCCCGUGAAUAUAUUCAUAGGGUUGGAAGAACAGCCAGAGGAGAAACAGGCACAGGUCAUGCUCUGCUCAUUCUACGACCCGAGGAAUUGGGGUUCCUCAGAUAUUUAAAACAAGCGCGAGUUACUCUGAAUGAGUUUGACUUUUCAUGGAACAAGGUCGCUGAUGUUCAGGCACAGCUUGAGAACAUAAUUAAACAAAAUUACUACCUCAACAAGUCGGCUAAAGAAGCCUACAAGUAAGUUUUUAUUAAACAUUGUUUUUUGAUUUUUUCGUUUCAUAAUUUUUGCGGAUUUAGAGGUUAUGUGAGAUCAUACGAUUCGCAUUCUUUGAAAGAUAUCUUUGACGUUCAAACCUUGGACCUCGUCAAAGUGGCCAAGUCCUUCGGAUUCGACGCCCCGCCCUUCGUUGAGCUACCUGUCAGCCAAAAAGUCCAGGUCCGGGAGAAAUAUGCAGGGGCUGGAUUCACCAAGAAAGGAAAGAAAUUUUACAAAAAGAACUAA
Bursaphelenchus xylophilus (pine wood nematode) is the source of this 4020-nucleotide messenger RNA. NCBI's taxonomy places the organism in Eukaryota, Metazoa, Nematoda, Chromadorea, Rhabditida, Aphelenchoididae. The record is from the annotation of a GenBank genome assembly.